UUAGCUGCCAUAGGGUGUGAGGAGGAGUUUAAAACCCUCUAGCUGCUCGUUUAAAUUAUAUGUUAGUUAUUUACUAUUUAUCUGAGUAUCAUUUAGCACUAACUAAAAGGUUAUUCAGUUCCCUAUGCAAUUGAAGCUGAAUGAGAUGUGGUGUCCCCGUAAGAUUCUAGCUAAGAUUGUCUUAGUUAUGCUUUUAAUAUAAAAUAAAUUGUAUGUGAUAUUAUAGUUCAUCUAUUAACACAUUCUUUUAUAUAUCAAGUUGUCACUUUUAUAAAAUGUUGGUUUUAACCAUUGGAUAGUAUUUGGGUGGAUAUAUAGAAAAAUCCCUUUUGAAUGUGAUGCUGAAGGGAGUUUUUACUGUUUUGAAACUGCUAUUUAUAAUACUUAUGGACUGAUUUAAAAUAUAUUUAUUUAUAUGAUAUUGAACACAUCCAAUAGGCCAGCAUCAUAGUACACAUGAUUCCUCAUUUAUAUAUUGUUUCAACACUUAUUUAUGAAGCAUACACCCAUAUGUGAGUGUUAAGAGAUGCACUUUACACACCUGAUGUUAAUCACAUUAAUUAUGCACGCUGCAGGGGGAUGUUCCUGGGUGGGGGGUAUUUAAGUAUUUUCAGCAUUUGCCACUUUUCACAUCCUGAUGACGGUCCCUUGAGGUACCGAAACGCGUUGAUGUUUGCAUGAUCCAGUAAAAAGUUUUUUCAAGAAAAAUUUGCCGUGAGUGCUUCAUUUUUUGGAUUGUAUGCUUUACUUGGCUAGCACCCGGCCUCAGUGACUAUUGGCGAAGUUUCUGGUCUAGAGAAGCUUAGUUUGGAUGAAGCCACUGGGGUAAGUGCUCGUGUAAUCAUGAGCCGAAGCAAGCGUGACAGCAACUUCUCUGUCUUUGAGAUUGGAGAUUCCACUUUCACUGUUCUCAAGCGAUACCAAAAUCUGAAGCCUAUUGGAUCUGGAGCCCAGGGAAUAGUGUGUGCUGCCUAUGAUGCCGUUUUGGAGAGACAUGUUGCCAUCAAAAAACUGAGUCGGCCAUUCCAGAAUCAAACCCAUGCCAAGAGAGCGUAUCGAGAACUUGUGCUUAUGAAAUGUGUCAAUCACAAGAAUAUAAUUGGACUCCUGAAUGUAUUUACUCCCCAGAAGUCUUUAGAAGAGUUCCAGGACCUGUACAUUGUCAUGGAGCUUAUGGAUGCCAACCUGUGCCAAGUGAUACAGAUGGAAUUGGACCAUGAGCGCAUGUCCUACUUGCUAUACCAGAUGUUGUGUGGAAUCAAACACCUACAUUCUGCUGGGAUCAUCCACAGGGAUUUAAAGCCAAGUAACAUCGUAGUAAAAUCUGACUGCACUCUCAAGAUUCUCGAUUUUGGACUUGCACGGACAGCAGGAACCAGUUUUAUGAUGACACCAUAUGUAGUGACUCGUUAUUAUAGAGCUCCAGAAGUCAUCUUAGGCAUGGGAUAUAAAGAAAAUGCAGCGUGUGUGAUGAGUCACUGCAGCCAGGAAGUGCGUGGGCGUCGCCAGAGAAGCAGAGAGCAGAAGGAAGACGGAGGAGCUGUUGACAUUUGGUCAGUGGGUUGCAUCUUGGGAGAGAUGAUCAAAGGUGGUGUGUUAUUCCCCGGCACAGACCAUAUCGACCAGUGGAAUAAAGUAAUUGAACAGCUGGGUACGCCAUGUCCAGAAUUCAUGAAAAAAUUACAGCCAACAGUGAGGACAUAUGUAGAAAAUAGACCCAAAUAUGCAGGCUACAGCUUUGAGAAACUCUUCCCUGAUGUUUUAUUCCCAGCAGACUCUGAGCAUAAUAAGUUAAAAGCUAGCCAAGCCAGAGAUCUGUUGUCAAAAAUGCUUGUAAUAGAUGCAUCCAAGAGAAUCUCUGUAGAUGAAGCUUUGCAGCAUCCUUAUAUAAAUGUUUGGUACGACCCACUGGAAGCUGAAGCACCACCACCAAAGAUCCCAGACAAACAAUUGGAUGAGCGAGAACACACUAUAGAAGAAUGGAAAGAGCUUAUAUACAAGGAAGUUUUGGACUGGGAAGACAGAGCUAAGAAUGGAGUAAUCCGUGGGCAGCCAGCCCCUUUAGGUGCAGCAGUAACUGAUGGUUCUCAUCCUCAUACCUCCUCUUCAUCAGCUGACGCUUCCUCCAUGUCAACAGAUCCAACUCUGCCCUCAGACACAGACAUCAGUCUUCAAACCUCUGCAGGGACCCUGGGUUGUUGUCGAUGACUUAUUGGCAGGGAGGAGGUGGUGGGGACUUCUAGGGUAGCACAGUUUGACUGGGGAAAAUACAACUUGUAUUAUUUUCUAUUGAAUAUCAUUAACCCCAUAGCUGCCAGAAACUUGUGAUUGCAUUGCAGUUCAAGGUUCUGAAAAAUGGAUUAGAUUCCAGUAACAAUUUAAGUACUGGGAGGAGCCACAACUACUCUUCACCAGAUUUAAAUUGGUUAAGAGGUGUGGUGUCAUUUUUAAUUUUAGUGCUGUAAUUUGAACACUUAAGUGCUGGAGGGUUUGAAGAAAGCUGCCAUAAAUAUGUAUUGUAUUUUUAUUUCUGUUUUGUGUGGGGAGGUGGGCUUAACGCUCCAACUUUUUGAGAAAAGGUCACUUUGGUCCUGAUUGUCUUGAAUUUUUUUUUCUGUUUCCUUGCUGGUGCUGCUCAGUUUUUAUGUUUUAUCUUCUAGAAUUAUACAGAUUGUUCCAUAUUUUUAUUAAUUUAAUUUUGUUUUUUGUAAUGGGAGUAAUUUUCACACAAAAUGCGCCAGUAAUCCUAAAACAGACAUAGCUUUCUAUUUACUUUUGAUCAUGUAAUCAAGCUGUGGCAAUUUAGGUGUUGAUGCAAUCCACUCUUACAAUAUAUUGAAAUUCAUAAAAUAUUUUUAUCGGCUUUCAUAUUGCUUUAGAUUAGAAACCGCCUUUUACAUCUUUUUACCAACACACUGCACUGUAAUGUGCAACUGCCACCUCUGGAAAAAAAAAACAUAAAAAGGCAUAUUUUUAUAUUUCAUGCUUAAAGUUGCAUCCUUAAAUGGAAAAAUAAUUGACACUCAAUUUAAAACUUCGGUGAUUAUUCUAAAGUUGAAUGUGAAACAUUACAAAUGAACACCGGCAGCAGUCUUUAGUGUGCCCUUCCCUGGCAGUAAAUGCAUUUAAUAAUUAUUCAAGAUGAGUAAACUUUUUUAGAUGCUUUUCACAUUUUAAUAAUUUUGUUCAUCCGUGAGAAUGAAUGCACCAGAGUAGCCUCCCUUGUUCUGCCUGUGCAUUGGAUAUACAUGUUCUAUAAUUCCACAGUUUAGUCUUUUUACCCUCCGUGGAAGAGCAAUCUUCACCUUGUUAGAGUCCUUUUCUCAGUCUAGAUGUAUAGUUUCACUGCUUGUUAAUUCCUCUUCUGUUUACGAUAGCCAAACAGAUCAAUCAAUUAAUGGGUUGUGUUCCUGCUUCACUCGCAGAACAUCAGCAGAAAUCAGCGGGUGGAACAGCAUGAACAUAUAAAUGAUUGCUGACUCGUAAUAAAUGAUCAAUGUUGGGGAAAAAA
This is a messenger RNA of Xenopus laevis (African clawed frog), 3511 nucleotides long. RefSeq names its product mitogen-activated protein kinase 8 S homeolog (gene mapk8.S). Lineage: Eukaryota; Metazoa; Chordata; Amphibia; Anura; Pipidae. The coding region runs from base 844 to 2208 and encodes 454 amino acids. The transcript has 13 exons. The record is from RefSeq and is a predicted model, not a curated record.